This is a messenger RNA of Closterium sp. NIES-67, 1260 nucleotides long. The record is from the annotation of a GenBank genome assembly. NCBI's taxonomy places the organism in Eukaryota, Viridiplantae, Streptophyta, Zygnematophyceae, Desmidiales, Closteriaceae.
AUUCCUAGGACACAUGGUGAGCGCUCAAGGAGUUCACGUCGACCCCAAGAAAAUCGAAGCCGUACGCUUCGCUAAUUACUACAACAGGUUCGUGCCACAGUAUGCGAAACUCGCGGCACCACUCACGAAUCUGCUGAAGAAGAACACGCCCUACAAAUGGGAGCCGAAGCACCAGGAAGCCGUGGAGCAGCUGAAACAAGCACUCACGUCCGCACCGGUACUCAUCUUGCCAGAUCCCGAACGUGACUACGUCAUCGAAGCUGACGCCAGCGACCAGGCAGUGGGAGCAGUCUUGAUGCAAGACCAGGGGAAUGGACUGCAACCAAUUGCCUACCUCAGCAAGAAACUGCACGGGGCAGAACUAAACUACCCGAUACACGACAAAGAGGCCCUUGCUAUCGUCAUCGCCUUCAAAGCGUGGAGAUGUUAUCUCGAAGGACGAAGAACAACCGUCUACACCGACCACUGCAGCCUGAAAUACUUGAAGACACAACCCAACCUUUCCAGGCGGCAGGUCCGGUGGAUCGACUUCCUCGAGACACACUUCCACUACGACAUCGUGAUCAACAAAAAUCUGGGUACCCAAUUACCCUCCUUUGCGCCAGUUACUACUCGAAGAAUACCACGACGUCCUUACGCCGGACACUUCGGUAGCAACAAGACGCUCACCGGUAUCGCAAACACUACUACUGGCCCCACUUGGCAGAGAUGUCAGAAAUUCGUCACCUCGUGUGAUACAUGUCAGCGGAUGAAGAGCAGCAAGCAGAAAAAGGCGGGACUACUGCAGCCUCUUCCUGUCCCAGAACAACCAUGGCAAGUGGUUAGCCUGGACUUCAUCACCGGGUUACCACCUACCACCAGCGGUCAUGACGCAAUCCUUGUCGUCAUGACAAGAGACAGCACAACUCUUCGUUCGUACAUCAUCUCACAGCAUGGCAUCCCAACCACACUCAUCUCCGACCGAGACCCCAAGUUCACCAGCAAGUUCUGGAAGGAACUUAUGUCUCUGCUCGGGACCAAACUCGCCAUGUCAUCCGCAUACCAUCCGCAGACAGACGGACAGACCGAGCGCCUCAACCAAAUUGUUGAGCAACUCCUCCGAGCAGCCUGCAAGGACGAGAUCUCCAAAUGGGACUUGCACCUGCCCGUCCUAGAGUUUGCUUACAACAAUGCUACACAUGCCGCUACUGGACAGACGCCGUUCUUCCUCUGCUACGGACGCCACCCACUCACACCACAAAAACCGACACAUCCGCUACA